UUAAGCGGAUUCAGCCACCAACCUGCUUGUGUGUUUUUCAGUUGUGUCGGAAGAAGGGAUGUGAGAUCAAGGAGCUAAGAGUCAUGGAUAAAGCUUGAAAACGCUAAUGAUUGGAUUAAUAUGAUUCAUGGUUCUGGGCUUGAAGUUAAAUGAUUCAUCGGUGGAAAUAAUUAUUCAUAUUUGUUGCCUGCUGGGAGAGAGGAGGACUAUUGCAAUGUCAACUCAUUCAACGACUCUGGAGCUUUGUGGAAGAGAGAUGCUGGAAUGAAGGCGAGCACUAUGGGGUUUUCCAGGUCAGCACUCAUGACACUCCCCGCUUUACUCAUCCUCGUGAGCGUGGCACAGGCAGCAGAGAAGGUGCCCAUUCUGAACAUUGCCGUGAUCCUGGGCCGUACACGCUACAUCUCGGACAGGGACAUACGGGCCUUGUGGAGCAAGGACGACCCCAUCGACGUCAAUGUGGUCACCCUGCUGGUCAACGAGACGGAUCCCAAAAGUAUCAUCACUCACAUGUGUGAUCUCAUGUCUGGGACCAAAAUCCACGGCGUGGUGUUUGGGGACGGCACAGACCAGGAAGCCAUCGCCCAGAUCUUGGAUUUUAUUUCUUCCCAGACGCUGAUCCCCAUCCUUGGAAUCCACGGGGGCUCCUCCAUGAUCAUGGCGGACAAGGACGUGAAGUCCACCUUCUUCCAGUUUGGUGCCUCCAUUCAGCAGGAGGCGCUGCUCAUGCUGAACAUCAUGGAGGAGUAUGACUGGCACGUCUUCUCCAUCGUGACGAGCAAGUACCCGGGCUACCAGGACUUCAUCGCCAUCCUGAAGACCACAGUGGAGAACAGCUUUGUGGGCUGGGACCUGCAGAACACCAUCACGCUGGAUGCGGUGGACGGCGACUCGCGCUCCCAGAUCCAGCUGAAGAAGCUGCAGUCGCCCGUCAUCCUGCUCUACUGCUCCAAGGACGAGGCGGCCUACGUCCUGGAGGAGGCGCGCUCACUGGGCCUCACCGGCUUCGGCUUCAUCUGGAUCGUGCCCAGCCUGACCACGGGCAACCCAGAUGUGACGCCCGACGAGUUCCCGUCCGGCAUGAUCUCCGUGUCCUACGAUGACUGGGACUACCCGCUGGAGGCGCGCGUGCGCGACGGCCUUGGAAUCAUCACCACGGCGGCGGCGGCCAUGCUGGGGGAGUUCGGCGACAUCCCCGAGGCCAAGACCAGUUGCUAUGGGCAAAUGGAGAAGACCAAGCUGCCUCCCAGUGCCCUGCACAAGUACAUGAUGAAUGUUAGCUGGGAUGGAAGGGAUUUGUCUUUCACUGAGGAUGGAUACCAGGAACAUCCCAAGUUGGUGGUCAUCGUCCUGAACAAGGAUCGUGAAUGGGAGAAGAUGGGCAAAUGGGAGAACCGCAGCCUGACCCUGAAAUACCCAGUGUGGCCCCGAUUCAAUUCCUUCGGCGAUGCCGAGACGGAUGACAACCACCUGAGCAUCGUGACGCUGGAGGAGAAGCCCUUUGUCAUCGUGGAGAAUGUGGAGCGCCUCACUGGCACCUGCAUGCGGAACUCCGUCCCCUGCCGCAAGCACAUCAAAGACAAUUCCACAGAGGGGGGAGGAACGUACAUUAAAAAGUGCUGCAAGGGUUUCUGCAUUGACAUCCUGAAGAAGAUUGCCAGGAAUGUGAAGUUCACCUAUGACCUUUACCUGGUGACCAAUGGGAAGCACGGAAAAAAGAUCAACAAUGUCUGGAAUGGCAUGGUGGGGGAGGUGGUGUACAAGAAAGCCAUCAUGGCCGUAGGCUCGCUGACGAUCAAUGAGGAACGCUCGGAGGUCAUCGAUUUCUCCGUUCCCUUCGUGGAGACUGGGAUUAGUGUGAUGGUGUCGCGCAGCAAUGGAACCGUGUCUCCCUCUGCAUUUCUGGAGCCAUUCAGCGCAUCCGUGUGGGUGAUGAUGUUUGUGAUGUUGUUGCUGGUGACUGCCAUGGCAGUGUUCAUGUUUGAAUACAUCAGCCCCCUGGGCUUCAACAGGAACCUGGCGCAGGGCAAAGAGCCCCACGGGCCAUCAUUCACCAUGGGCAAGGCUGUGUGGCUGCUCUGGGGCCUUGUGUUCAACAACUCUGUGCCCGUGCAGAACCCCAGGGGCACCACCAGCAAGUUCAUCGUGUCCGUCUGGGCCUUCUUCGCUGUCAUCUUCCUGGCCAGCUACACAGCCAACCUGGCAGCCUUCAUGAUCCAGGAGGAGUUCGUGGACCAGGUGACGGGACUGAGCGACAACAAGUUCCAAAGCCCAUACUCCUACUCUCCCCCAUUCCGUUUCGGAACGGUCCCUAACGGCAGCACGGAGAGGAACAUCCGGAAGAAUUACCCGGAUAUGCACCAGUACAUGGUGAAGUACCACCAAACCGGGGUGACCGACGCUCUGGUCAGCCUGAAGACAGGCAAACUGGAUGCCUUCAUCUAUGACGCGGCCGUUCUGAACUACAUGGCCGGUAGAGACGAGGGAUGUAAGCUGGUAACCAUCGGCAGCGGCUACAUAUUCGCCACCACGGGCUACGGCAUCGCCCUGCAGAAGGGCUCCCCGUGGAAACGUCAGGUGGACCUGGCAAUCUUGGCCAUCAUCGGUGACGGUGAGAUGGAGGAGCUCGAGGCCCAAUGGCUCACCGGGAUCUGCCACAACGAGAAGAACGAGGUGAUGAGCAGUCAGCUGGAUGUGGACAACAUGGCUGGCGUCUUCUACAUGCUGGCCACCGCCAUGGGCCUCAGCCUCAUAACAUUCGUGUGGGAGCAUCUGUUCUACUGGAGGCUUCGUUACUGCUUCACAGGCGUGUGCUCGGGAAAGCCCGGCCUGCUGUUCACCAUCAGCAGGGGUAUUUGGAGUUGCAUUCAUGGCGUCCACAUUGACAUGAAAAAGAAGUCCGCUGACUUGGACUUCAGUCCUCAGGCCAACAUGCUAAAGCUCAUCAAGUCGGCCAAGCAGAUGACCAACAUGACCAACUUGAGCGGCUCCCGGGUGAACUCGCCCAAGCGCAGCGGCGAGUUCAUGCACUCGGCCACGCCCACCAUCAUGGACCUGAUGUCUGAGAAGGGGAACUUCGUCUACACGGACAACCGCAGCUAUGCCCAGAAGGAUGUGUACAUGGACUCUGGCGAGCUGCAGGCUUACCUGGCCAACCGACACAAGGACCACCUGAACAACUACAUCUUCCAGGGCCAGCACCCCCUCACGCUGAAUGAGUCCAACCCCAACACGGUGGAGGUAGCUGUAAGCGCGGAUGCUGCGCAGACUGCCGCCAAGUCCAGGGCCCUGUGGAAGAAGUCCGUGGAUACGGUGCGUCAGGGCCAGGGCCCAGACACGCUGGCCCCAGACCCCCGGCUAUCCAUGAAGAGCCAGCGCUACCUUCCAGAGGAGGCCGCACACUCCGACAUCUCUGACUGCUCCAGCAGGGCUGCCUCUUACAAGGAUACCGACAACAACAAGCACCUGAAGCCCAAAGAUAGCUUAAAAAAAAGAUCGAUGACGUCAAAAUACCCUAGGGAUUGCAGCGAAGUAGAGCUGUCCUACUUAAAAAAUAAGCAGGGCGGAUCGGGCCGAGAAAAGAUCUACACCAUAGACGCUGAACGGGAGCUGAGUAUGCACUCGGACGCCCUUCAAUACAGGGAGAAUAGAGGCCCAGCGGCCGACGAUUUGGACUUCCCCGAGAUGUACUCCGACCACAAUGACAAUUACAGGAAAUGCGACCAGCCCAUCAUCCAUCUUAACAGCAGCCCCCUUCAUCACACGGACUCGGACCUCCUGCCGGACAGCGUGUACAACAAGCACUACAGCCAGAAGGACAAGAGCCUGAGCAUGCACGAGUGCAAUGACCGCUACAAGCAGACCCACUGCCGCAGCUGCCUGUCCAAGGUGCCCAACUACUCAGCCGGCCCCUACGCACCCUUGCGCUCACCCUACAACCGCUGCGAGGCCUGCCUGCACAUGGGGAACCUGUACGACAUCAGCGAAGACCAGAUGCUGCAGGAAGCGGCCAUCAGCCCUGGCUCGCACCACGACGACGACUUCGGCCUGUACUGGCCCCAAACAGACGGGCCGCACGUGCAGCGGCGGAACCGGCUGCGGCUUAGCCGCCAGCACUCCGUCGACAACAUCAUGCUGGAGAAGCCCAAGGAGGUUGACCUGGGCCGGCCGGCGCGCAGCGUCAGCCUCAAGGAGAAGGACCGCUUCCUGGAGGGCAGUCCGUGUGCGAACAUGUUUAGCUUCAGGUCCGACAAACUGUUCGGCAGCAGGUCCACGCUGUUCAACCACCUGGAGGAGGGCAAGCGCAGCAGGUCGCUGUACCCCGAUCACAGCACGGACAACCCCUUCCUGCAGUCGGUGCGCGAUGACGCGCGCCUCUUCCAUGGCAGGAGCUCUGUGGACAUUUACAAACAAUUGGCGCCCAUUAAUACGAGGAACGAGAACAAUCUAAGGUCCUCCAUCAAGUCCACCACCUCGUACUGUUCCAGGGAUGGUCGAAUACCCAAUGACAUGUACAUUUCAGAGCAUGUGAUGCCUUAUGUAGCCAAUAAGACCGGUGCAUACUCAGCUCCUCGGGUCCUCAGUUCUUCUCAGUUCAGCAAUAGACGAGUGUAUAAGAAAAUACCUAGCCUCGAGUCAGAUGUUUAAUGCUCUUUGUGUAGUUGAACUAUUUAUUCACUUAGGAUGCCAUAAUCGGCUGCAUCUUAAAAAAACAAACAAACAAAAAAAAGUGCUCAAGUACUAUAUUUUGCAGAUAUAUCACUCAUGUAUCAGCAAGUCGUCCAGGAUAGUGCUUGCCAAAGGUUUUCAGCAUGUUAGUCACCCUUCGGAAAGGCGAACAUUUCCUGGGCUAAUUGUGAAAGGUUAUUUAGUCGGGUGGUAGCUGACAGAACUGGACAGGAUCCAGGGUGGAGCUGCUGAUGGCUGUCCUUACAGGCAGCUGGGAGCUGUGUAUGUUCAGAUGCACUGCUUUUAAUUUUCCAGGUUUUGAUGGAUCCAGUCACUGGUGCUUCAGGUAUACCCCCCCCCCCCCACUCUGUGGUGGCCUUUCACAGAGAGGGUUGAUGAGAGUCUACCUGAAUUAUGGUCUGAUUUAGCACUUUAGAAGUCAUGUACUGAAGCAAACCUGAGGCAAGCGAUGGUGUUUUAUUCAUGGCACUCGACAACAGAAGCUUUGUUGCUUUAAUUCUCUAUUACUAUAGAUUUGGGAUUUGGGCAUUCUAAUCCCUAUUUAAUACCUUUAGAAUUUUAGCUUAUGUGGUAGCACAAUAAUCAUCAGUUACUCUCCCAUCUCUGCUUUUUAAAGCAUACUUCUCAAUUACUGUCAGGAAUAGAUUAUUUUGCAUGUAUGGUUUUAUUUAUUUAUAUUUUUUGUUAUUAGAGAUUAAAACACAUUCAUACUUACAUGAAAGUAAGCUUGUCGGACAGAUUAAAGAUGGUUUUGCCCAUGCAUUGAAAGCUUGACCUGUACAAGUCCGUUUGACCCCAUUUAACAUCAGAACACUGAGGCCUGUGACCAUCUCCUGGGAAUUUAGUUGAUUCUUUAUCUGAAACAGGGUACUGACCAUUUAUGGAAUGUAUGACAAUUUUAUGGUCAAAAUUAUGUGUAAUGCAUCAUGCUGAGUGGCUUCGAUUUGUUCUCGUACACUGUGAACCCGAAACAGAAACGUCCAGAAAAGACUGUUGUUUUCUUUGCGGCGUGGUUGACACGAAGGUUUCUGUUGUGUUCUCACCAUUUCAAAAUGAGCUCUGCAUGUGAAACCUUGGGUAAGCUUGAAGUCUAAACAAGAACAUUGGUCUCAUUUUUGCUCUCUUUAACACAGUUAGAUGGAGACCCACCAGGCCAAAGCCUUUGUUCUGCAGACCUAACAGUACACUUUAUUCGAUGCAGACACAGUCACCUCUGCAUGAGGUGAAUUAGGCCAAGCAGCCAAAUUGGCUCAUGUACCAGAUCUAAUACCUCAGGAUAGUGGUCUUAUGUACGGGCAUUAGUGUGGCACCAGGAGGGAUAGGUGCAUGUUGUGUUCAGCAUGCUGCUUCGUGAGUUCUUCUUUCUCUCCUUCUCUCUCUCUCUCUCUCUCUCUCUCUCUCUCUCUCUUUUUCUCUCUCUGUUGCCAUCAUUUACUUCUCCAAGCUCUUCCAGUGCAGCCACUUUCAUAUAGGAGCUCACUAAUCAGAAUUAGUAGCGAGAAACGAGAGGAGUUCCAGCUCAUCUGGCUGCGUUUGAGCACUGCGUGCCGCUCCUGACUGUAACUCAUGUAGCAAAUUGAAAGACGGUGUUUGUUCUAACGUAUCUUGGGAAGAGCUAAAGGUAUUAUGAGACUCCGCUGAUUGACAGAUGCUUGAUGCUGUGCUGGGCAUUCUUUUCAUAUCUCCCAAAUGAAUAAUGGCUCUUUCUUGGUGUUUCUUUCAGCUUACCCAAUGUUCUGAGAUUCUUUAUAGAAGACCAUUUAGGACCUUUAGUAUCUUAUCUCAUUAUCAUGAACAUGUAUAUCAUAUUAAGUGCUGCUUAAAGAAGCUAAUGUGUAAGCAAUAUGCACAUGUAAAAUAUCAGUCUUGUAUGACCAUAUAUGACAUUCAUAGUUUUUUCAAAGUCCUGCAGCCAUUCCAGUAGAUUUUCAGUUUUAUUUUGCAUCCUUAUAAUAACCCCCCUCCUUAAGGAAAAAUGUAUUUUGCUUACCAAAAAAUUAAUACUAGUGGCAUGCAACCCAAGUGUAAUACUUUAUAUGCUUUUGUUAUGAUGUGAUGAACACAAAUCUAUUUGUAACAGGGUGAAAAUAUAGCAUACAUGUGAAAACAACACGAUCACUCUCAUUUCGAUGCUGCUGUUUCAGAGGAAGAACAUAAGCAGGGUGUCUCCUACAGCCUCUCCCUGUAACUGGUAUGUUAGCCACAUUGCGCGCCUACCUGCGCUGUAAGGUGAAUUACCUUGCGUUUACUCAUCCAACAGGUAAAUAAAUAUCACCAGCUAUGCUUCCUGCCUGUCAUCUGCAGCCACACUCAAACUGUAAAGAACAAAAAGAUCCCUUUCUGAGUCUGCUAUCCCUCCAAAGAUAUGACCUCUUAUUCUUUUUCGUUAUUUGUUUGCUGUAUGAAGAGCUUUUUUUAUGUCCUCAAAGACAUAAGGAAAUAUUUUGAUUAUAAAAUACCUGUAAAUCACUUGUAAAUUCAUAUUCAAAAACAUCACUGUAUGAUUCUAAAGAGUAAAUAAUAUUUUUUGUGUAAACUUCACAGACCUGUAUAGUCGCGCCAAAACAAAAGCAAACACACACACAUAAACACGCACAACAUCCACGAUGUCUUCAUCAGAAAAAAAUAAUCACCUUAAGAACUUUCUAAUUCUCCAAAUAAUUGGUGAUCAGGGACUGUAACCCUGAAGUUUUUUAAGCUUGGAGUUUGGGACAGGGGUGGGGAUGGAUAAACAUCAGUGGGAAAUUUUCUAUGUAAGCGUCCUGAACCGGCUCAAAGGUGAGCUUGGACCAAGCAUGCCCCACAGCUAAGCAUUACCCUGCUCCCACCUGUCUCCCCUCCAGUGCACGUUAAUGAGACCGUGGGCUCGCUGCCAAAUGCUGGCCUGUCAUCAAGGCAAUCGUACUUCCUUCUAGGACAUUCACCAAGUCUUCGAAACCAAAUAUGUGCUUCUUUUUGCAUCUUGUGUGGUCAUUAUCUUUGUGUUUACAGGUGGUUUCUAGACGUUUGGUGGUCAUAUCUGGGACAGUGCAGGUCAGGGGCCGUUUGUAGCUGCAAGCAAAAGUACUGUAUAAAAUGAAAAGGUUCUGUAGUGUUUUCAGGCUAGACAAACAUGAUUCAUAGUUUACAACGAAUCUUAAGUAAAAAAAAAUUUGUUUUCUUUUACUUUUUUCAUAGUAUAGUAAUGAGAUGUGAAUUUACAAUAGCUCAGAUGCUGAUUAUUUCAAUUAGAAAAGAAGAGCUAGAUUAGGAAAGUAGUCAAGUUAUUUUUUAAAAAGUCAGUAAGUGAGACUUUUGAAUCAGAACAAUUAGUACUUUCUCAAUUAUAACUCCAAUGCCAGUUAGGGAUUAAUCUGUUGUGUCUAUCUGUUGAUGUUACACUUGACAUCAUUUUCUGAGAGAAAAUUGGUUUUAUGUGCUGUGUUUCGGGAGUGUGACUGUUUGUGUGGCCAUGUUUUCGUUCAAAUAGUUAGUUGAGUUAAAGAGAUCUGCGGAAAGCACUACAUUAAUUUUUGCAGCAUCUCAUCAGUUUCUAAUAGUGCCAUUUUCCCACCAUAAGAAACCGUAAAGGCCUUCUGAAAAAAAUAAACAGAUGAAACAAUGAGUUCCUGUUGACUGGAAUCUAUUUGAAGUGGAUGGAGUACCUCCAGUGUGAUGAGAUUCCUCUCUCACAAAUUGCAGUCAGACUUAAAGGUGGCAGAAUUUUAAAAAGAACAAAGAAUGCAAAGCUGUUAAUCAGCCUUUGUUUCUUUAUAUAAAACCACUCAAGACAGAUAGGACUGGAAAUACUUGGUGGACUAUGAGAAAGGAGGCUUUCUCUGAAUCACAUGUGCUGCCACAUAUUGUUGAACUGGAUGACAAUUUUUGUUCAUUCCCAAUUUGUCAUUUGGCCAAAUAUAGUCAAGCAAACACAACCGUUGUCCCGUUCUGCUGCCGGGUCUACUGUUGUUCUGUUACAGCAGUGUUGAUUGUAUUUCCAAGGAGGUCAUUUCAAGAAAAAUGUGCCUCAAGUCCAAUUACAUCUGUCAAAGCCACGUGAGAUAGACCCAGGCAAGGGUAGCCAUUCUGAAGACAAAGAGUGCUUGAGUACUUCUAACAGGGGUACCCACUCAUCCACUCAGUCUUCUAGCCCUCAGGAAGACAUGAGCCUGGUUAGGGAUGAUGAAGCAAGUCUACUCAAUCCUAAUCUAUCCCAAACCCUUCACUUGGCAAAUGGCUUCAUUCCACCACUUGGUGAGAAGACUCACCAGAUAUGAUUGUUAGCUGUGCUAUAUUAUAGGGUAACAGUGAUGGAAGAAUUUGAAAUGUAAAUUAGUUACAAUACCCUUCAUAAUGAUUUACAGAGCAUUAUCAUCCCAGAUUCUGCCAUGUGUUUAAAUUUUCUCCCCCUUUAUGCAUUUAAGUAUCUGUUGAGCUAUGUGUUAUUUCAUAUGUUCAUUUUCUUUGGAAAUGGUAAAGGCUUGUUUAGUGGAAUUAUGACAGACUAAAUGGUGAUUCUGCAAAAAAGUGUUUUUGUAAUGAUUUGUGUUGCAUGUAUUUGUGCACAUUGCUGCUGGAAUACUGGAAUAUUUGCACUUGGUAAAGAAGCUAUGCCUUUGGUACUGUGUAAAAAGAUGUAAAGAUAUUUCUAGUCCCACAUGACUUGAGUUAGAAAGAAAUAUUUGAAGGGAAUCCUGUUUAAUAAUCACUCUUAUGAGCUUUGCAUUCAUAUUUUAUGUGUUUAAAAGUAGAAAUUAUUUUAGGACAGUGUUCUGUUUUUUUUAUUAGUUUUUUUGUUUUAUUUACUAAAUGGGGUUGUCAUGUGACUAUAACGUAUUUAUCACAUAACCCUUGUGACCUUCUGCCUAAUCUUUUUAAAAAAAAUAAAGCAUUAUCACUUGUGUGUGUACUAAAAUGUCUUAAGAACUUUUUAAUAUAAAUUGGGACUAAUGACUUACACAAAGCAAACUAUUGCAUUACUGACAUUAUUUCUGCUAUAGGCAAAUUGCAUGAGAAAGUACUAAUUGAGUGGGAUGACAAACAUGUCUCCUGCUCUCUGUGAAGAAUAUUUGUUCUUAUCAUUUGUAAUAUAGUCUAGAAAGUUGCAUUCUUUUCUUUUGGCUGUUCGUUUCUUUCAUUAUUUAUUUUGUAUGUGUAGAUUAAGGGAACAGGUCUUGGAUGUUACUUGUAAAUAUGUUGUUCCUGGGGGUUAUAUGACAUGUUAAAAAUAUAUGUACAUAAGUAAAAGUUUCAUUUUUCUAAUAAAGGCUUUUUCUGCCACU
Messenger RNA from Electrophorus electricus (electric eel), 9950 nucleotides. RefSeq names its product glutamate receptor, ionotropic, N-methyl D-aspartate 2A, a (gene grin2aa). Lineage: Eukaryota; Metazoa; Chordata; Actinopteri; Gymnotiformes; Gymnotidae. Gene Ontology annotation, biological process: monoatomic ion transport. The record is from RefSeq and is a predicted model, not a curated record. Gene Ontology annotation, cellular component: membrane. Gene Ontology annotation, molecular function: signaling receptor activity; ligand-gated monoatomic ion channel activity.